Molecule: messenger RNA, 1078 nt
Organism: Cannabis sativa
Lineage: Eukaryota; Viridiplantae; Streptophyta; Magnoliopsida; Rosales; Cannabaceae
Exons: 2
Coding region: 83-796 (237 amino acids)
Biological process (GO): mitochondrial proton-transporting ATP synthase complex assembly
Cellular component (GO): mitochondrial membrane
Source: RefSeq, a predicted model, not a curated record
AGGGGAUGACAAACCUCACUCACCUCUAAAACCCUGGCACACGACCAAACACAAGAGAAGAAGACAGUGAAAAUAUUCGAAAAUGGGAAGAGCGGCUCUCUUUCAUCUUCUGAGAUCACAGUCCAAGACCCUUCGUUCAUCCUCCUACUCAGGGAUUCAUCUUUACAGGUCGGUUCCAAAUCGAUUGAACAGUGAGGCAACUUUGAGUCCCUGUAUCCAGAUCAAUGGUUUCCAGAAAAGAUGGGCUUCACGAGCCACUACAGCUGAAGACAAUGGAAAGCUCAGUAUUGGCCCAAGAAAAGUAGCAGAAGAUGGGGAAAAUGAAAAAGACUCUGGGAUUGUCUACUAUGGACCAAUUUCUUCGACCAUAAAGAAAGUAAAGCUUUUAUCACUUUCAACAUGCUGUCUCUCUGUAUCAUUAGGUCCAGUUGUGACAUUCAUGACAUCACCUGAUAUGAAUGUGAUCCUCAAGGGUGCAGUGGCUUCAUCAGUCAUAUUCCUCAGUGCUACUACCACUGCAGCCCUUCACUGGUUUGUGAGUCCUUAUGUUCACAAGCUGAGAUGGAGGCCUGGUUCUGAUACAUUUGAGGUGGAGAUGUUGUCUUGGUUAGCAACUUACAUUCCCAAGACUAUUAAGUUUUCUGAUAUUCGUCUUCCCGAGACAAAUCGGCCAUUUGUGACGUUUAAGGCCAAUGGGAACUUCUAUUUUGUUGAUGCAGAUCACUGUCAUAACAAGGCCUUGUUAGCAAGAUUGACUCCAAAAGCAAAUCCGGAGACUGGAUUCAAAAAUUUGUGAUUUAUGAUGUUGAUGAAUGAGGAAUAUUUAUGUUAUUCUAUCACAUCAUAAAUAGAGAUUUUGGCAUUUUGAGAUUUAUAAGACUGCAUACCUUAAGUAUAGGCUGUUUAGUUAAUGGUCAUUAAGAAACAAAAUAAUUUUGGUUGUGAGAUUUUUCCUCAACACUGAACUACACUUUUUCUUUUCUUGCAAUUACAAUUCUUUCUUUUGUGGCUUUCUAUUAUGUAAUUUCCCGGUUUAUGACUUGAAUUGUGCACUAUUCAUUCAUUUCAUUUGGGAUCA